CAUUGGAGUAGUUGGAAUUUUAAUCGCCUGUGCAUUCAAUUUUUGUUUCAAAAAGAUUCCUUCAGUUUCAUCAAUAAUUUCCUUACAGAAGAUCAUAAAGAAUAAUCAAGAUCUCGAGGCCUUUCUUAAAAAUCAUGGGCCUUUAGCUGUAAACAGGUAUAGCUUUUCAGAAGUGAAGAAAAUGACCAAUUUGUUCAAAGAUAAACUUGGCCAAGGAGGUUAUGGCAGUGUGUACAAAGGAAAGCUUUUUGAUGGUCGUCUUGUAGCAGUGAAAGUCUUAAAUGCAUCUAAAGGAGAAGGACAAGAAUUCAUCAAUGAGGUUGCCAGCAUUAGUAGAACUUCUCAUAUUAAUAUUGUCACUCUCUUGGGUUUUUGUUUUGAGGGUCAGAAAAGAGCUCUAAUAUAUGAGUUUAUGCCAAAUGGAUCUCUUGACAAGUUCAUAUGCUACAAAAGUCCUUUGAAGAGUAGUGAUCAUCAUUUGGGAUGGGAAACUAUGCACCAAAUUGCUAUAGGAAUAGCUCAAGGACUUGAGUACUUACACCGUGGAUGCAACACAAGGAUUGUGCACUUUGAUAUAAAGCCUCACAACAUUCUUCUUGAUGAAAAUUUUGAUCCCAAAAUUUCUGAUUUUGGGCUUGCAAAAUUAUGCACCAGAAAGGAUAGUAUUAUAUCCAUGCUAGAGGCUAGAGGAACUAUUGGGUAUAUAGCUCCGGAAGUGUUCAGCAGAAACUUUGGUGGAGUUUCAUCCAAAUCUGAUGUUUAUAGCUACGGUAUGAUGGUUUUAGACAUGGUUGGAGGCAGAGAGGAAGAUGUUGGAACAGAUCAUACGAGUGAGAAAUAUUUUCCACAUUGGAUUUAUAGACAACUUGAGCAAGGCAAAAAAUCCAAAUUGUGUGGUGAGGUUUCCAUUGAAGAGAAUGAAAUUAUUAGGAAAUUGACAAUAAUUGGCCUGUGGUGCAUCCAAACAAUUCCAUCAGAGAGACCAUCCAUGAGUAAAGUGAUAGAAAUGCUAAAAGGUAGCAUAGAAGCCUUAAACAUCCCACCAAAGCAUUUUUUAUCUUCCCCUCCAAGAUCUCCAUCAUCCACUUCUACCAUAUCAAUGACAAAGUGUUGAAAAACUUUUUUUUUCUUUUUGGUGCAUUAAUUAGACAUGUUUAGGAGGAAGUGACCCAACAAAUUGAGUUAAACUUUCUCAAUUUGAAAAUUUGUAUGGUAUUUAUCUUUUAUUUGUAUGGUCCUUCAAAGAGAAAGGGAAUAACCUGAGUCAAAUUGCAUCAUCAGAAACUCUAUUUAUCUUCAACAUAUCACUGAUCUCAAGAAAGUGUGCUAGAUGUACAUGUGGACUUUCACUUGGACUUCCCCCAAAUUGUAAUUGUUGUACCAUCUUGCACAGUGCAGGCUUCAAUUUAAAAUUAUUAGCUUCUA
Messenger RNA from Hevea brasiliensis (rubber tree), 1425 nucleotides. Its product is annotated as LEAF RUST 10 DISEASE-RESISTANCE LOCUS RECEPTOR-LIKE PROTEIN KINASE-like 2.5. The transcript has a single exon. Bases 182 to 1114 code for a protein of 310 amino acids. NCBI's taxonomy places the organism in Eukaryota, Viridiplantae, Streptophyta, Magnoliopsida, Malpighiales, Euphorbiaceae. Gene Ontology annotation, molecular function: protein kinase activity; ATP binding. Gene Ontology annotation, biological process: protein phosphorylation. The record is from RefSeq and is a predicted model, not a curated record.